Pseudogymnoascus destructans is the source of this 453-nucleotide messenger RNA. RefSeq lists its product as uncharacterized. Lineage: Eukaryota; Fungi; Ascomycota; Leotiomycetes; Thelebolales; Thelebolaceae. The coding region runs from base 1 to 453 and encodes 150 amino acids. The transcript has 2 exons. The record is from RefSeq and is a predicted model, not a curated record.
AUGCCUUCCCCCCUCGACGACGCAACAUUCUCCCACACCCUCCCCAACGUCCCCCGCCGCGAAUCUGACGCCAGCGAAGGCGGACGCCGCCGCUCCUCCGCCAGCAGCGGGGGUCGCUUCUCCUCACUAAACUACCAGAAGCGCCAGGGAUCCGGGGACCCCGCCGCCAUUGCCAGGAGGGAAUCAUACAACGACCAGCGUCGCGAGAGUGGCUGGUUCGGAGGGCUAUGGAAUAAUUGGAUGCGUGGCCCGAGCCAGACUGUUGCAGAGCGCCGCCAGUCGGAGAGUGCGCAGCCUGCUGCGGGGGAGGCGAAAGCGGCGGGCAUGACGGAGCAGGUGGGGGAGCAGGCAAGGAAGCAGUCUUGGGGGUCGAAGCAUAUUCAUGGGACUGGGGCUGGGGCGGCGGCGUGGCGUGCGCAGUAUCCGAGGAGUGGGAGUGGGAGUCAUUCUUGA